Rosa rugosa (rugosa rose) is the source of this 2015-nucleotide messenger RNA. RefSeq lists its product as uncharacterized. NCBI's taxonomy places the organism in Eukaryota, Viridiplantae, Streptophyta, Magnoliopsida, Rosales, Rosaceae. The transcript has a single exon. The coding region runs from base 255 to 1982 and encodes 575 amino acids. The record is from RefSeq and is a predicted model, not a curated record.
GACCCUCCUCUCAACCUAGACAGAUUACUCUCUACACCCAUCUAGUCUAGACUUUUGCCCAUUAGUAGCAGCCCACGUAGCUAGCCCAACACUUGGUUGUGGCCCAUGACCCAUGUAUCUCCUCUAGCUUAUAUGCUGUACUGAAGACUAUUGUCGGUCAUGUUUUGAAUGAUGAAUGAAUUCUAGUCUUUUCUUCCUUUUUAAUCUGUUAUCUCUUGAGUGACCUCAACAUCUGGUAUCCAGAGCCAGCAACGAUGCCUUCUAGGGGCCUGCAACAAAGCCAGCCCUCCGAACCAAUCUCCGGCCAAGUAGUCCCAGCCCUCCCACCCAUUCCACCCAACCCAACCACACAAAUAGCUUCAUCCUCCUUCCAACCAGAUGACCCCUCUCAGCUUCAAAUGGCAGAGUUCCAAAACUCGAUAGAGCUGCUCCAACACCAAACUGAGGAACUACACCACUCUUUAGACUCACACACCCAAAAUUUGACUCAAAACCAAGCAGCCUUCCAAGAUCAUAUUUCGGCACAGCUCGCAGUCCUCCAAAGCACCAUCCUACAAUCCCUCAUUCCACAGCCACAUCCCACUUCCUCCACCACUUCUACGGUACCUCCAUCACCAGCCAUCACUUUUGGGUCGCUCGGCCCCAUCACCACCACAUGGACAGGUCUAGGUCUCUCUAAUCCACCUCACCUCUUGCCUCAACCGCCACAACAACAAGGGCUGUCCACUCCCACCCACACUCUUUCUUCCCCUCCACCAGCAUCCAACAGCCUCAUUCCCUUCUCCACACCACCACCCAUUUUCUCCACCAUUACAUCCAUACCUCAACCCUCACUCACCCCGCCAACUUCCGGCAUUCCGGCCUCCUCAUCUCCCUUCACCCCCAACCGCUUCCACCACCACAACCCCCGCCAGUUAGAUUAUCAUCCAUUCCGACCCCCGAAAAUUGACUUACCUCGAUUCGAAGGGCACGAUGUGGUGGGGUGGCUAGCCAUGGCCGAACGCUACCUCCGCGCACUCCAAGUUCCACCACACGAACGGGUUACUGCUAUGGCCUCUCACUUUGGCCCCGGCCCUUCGAUGUGGAUGAAUGCGUUCGAGCAGCGGAAUCCGGCAACUACCUGGGAGCUCUUCAUUCCGGAAUUCCUCGAGCAUUUUGGAUCCAGCAGCGUUGCUGACCUCAAAGCCCGACUCUCCCACCUGCAACACACUGGAUCAGUAGAGGAUUUCAUCUCAGAUUUCACGAAGCUCUCAUGUCGGACACCGGAAUGGAACGACAAUGAGCUCCUACCCAUCUUUUGCGGUGGCCUGAAAUCCGAAAUCCGGCAUGACGUCAUGGCGUUAGAUCCGAAGUCGCUGACACAAGCCCAACGUCUAGCACGAUGUUUCGAGGCCAAGCUCAGUGACAUCAGAGCUUCUGCACCUCGACUACAGCGACCGUACCAUGGGUCGUAUUCACAAAGGUAUCCUGCUGGCACCAAUUUGUUUUCUUCCUCCACUCCAAACCAAAAUACACAUUCCCACCCCACUACCCAUCUGUCUCCCCAUAACCCAACUCCCAACACCCUGCACCACAAUCAGAGAGCCCCACCCUCUACACCUUUCAAACGUUUAUCACCUAUUGAGCAAAAAGAACGUCGUGCCAAAAAUCUCUGUUUCAACUGCGAUGAGCAGUACUCUGCAUCCCAUGUAUGCAAGAAACCUUUUCUGGCCAUACUUGAGGCCCCGUCCACAUCAGUCCUCGAGGAACCCAUCGAGUUUCACGACUGUUCUGCCAAUCUUGAAGACCAAACCACCGAAGCCACUGAUUUCCUCCCACUACAUGCCAUCACCAACUCCAACAUAGGAGAGGUGAUGCGGCUCAUGGGUCCAUCCACCACAUACCCAUUCGGGUCUUCAUCGAUUGCGGUUCGGCAACCAAUUUCCUCAAUCCAGUCAUCGCCCAUCAGUUGGGUCUUCCGAUUUCAAGCGCCACUUCCUUGAAAUUCACUGCGGCCGGAGGCCAUUCUCUGACUC